AGGUGGGGUUUUUACUAUAAUUGGGCACGUUUACUCUAUAAAGUUGUGCAGUAAUACAGUGACUAAGUUGACUCGAGUGGGACUUUGUGUGAUCUUGAGGUACCUAAGCGCCUAAGGUUCCAUCAUGUGGAGAUCUCAACUAGGAUCAAAAGAAGUGAAGACAAUCACUCAAGCUGAUGAUGAUGACUGGGAGACAGACCCGGACUUUGUAAAUGAUGUUUCUGAGCAAGAACAAAGAUGGGGCUCAAAAACUAUUGAAGGAUCAGAUGAAAGAACUGGUGCUGUCAGUAUGUCUCAGAUCAGGGAGCGGGUAAAAAAAGAAGAUACCCAAUUAAAGUCUAAAAGUGCUCAUCACUCUCAAAGUGACUCUGCGAAAGGAUAUGGUGGUACCUAUGGUGUGCAGAAUGAUAGACAGGACAAGUCGGCAAUGGGAUGGGAGUACCAGGCCAAUCUUACCAAGCACCAGUCACAGACAGAUGCUGCUAAAGGCUUUGGUGGCAAAUACGGAGUUCAGCAGACUAAAGAUAAGUCUGCCGUUGGUUGGGACUAUCAAGCCAACCUGGCCAAGCAUGCUUCACAAACUGAUGGUGCAAAAGGGUUUGGUGGAAAGUUUGGAGUUCAGCAAACCAAGGAUCAGAGUGCUGAAGGAUGGGAUUAUCAGGCUGGUUUGUCAAAGCAUGAGUCGCAGACUGAUGCUUCUAAAGGCUUUGGUGGAAAGUAUGGUGUUCAAAAAGACAGAGUAGACAAGAAUGCGGUUGGCUGGGAUCACCAGGAGAAGCUGGCCCAUCAUACCUCACAGAGUGAUGCCUCCAAAGGGUUUGGAGGGAAGUACGGUGUACAGAAAGAACACCAAGAUCAGUCAGCAGUGGGUUUUGAGUACCAGGCUGGUUUGUCAAAACAUCAGUCCCAAAGUGAUGGGUCCAAGGGAUUCGGAGGAAAGUAUGGUGUGGAAACAGGAAACCAAGAUGCUUCUGCUGGAGGUUACGAUGAUAUGCAAGAUGUUAAAAGCGAUCUAAGAACGGAUAGAGGAGUUUCAAAAGGUCAAGCUGGAAACAUUCGUGCCAGGUUUGAGAACAUGGCAGCAUCUAACCCUGAGCCUCCCCCACCUCGUAAGCCUGUAAACAUUCCACGAGAACCAGUAGCUGUAGUAAGUGAGCCCCCUCGUGAAGAACCCAAAUAUGAAGAAGAACAAGAAUUUAGCGCUGACCAAGGGUAUGAGGAGCAACCCAAAGAAGUUUAUGAUGACCAACCACAAGAAGACGAUGGUGACCAACCGCUAGAAGACGAUGGCUAUGAUCAGCAGCCCCAAGAGAGUUAUGAUGAUCAGACAGCAGCCUAUGAUGAGCAACCAGAAGACGUUUAUGAUGAGCAACCACCGGAGGAUGCUUACAAUGAGCAGCCUCAAGAGGGCUAUGAAGAACAGCCAGAAGAUGGUAGUGGGAAAUCUGCUAAAGCUGUGUAUGACUAUGAAGCAGCUGGUGAUGAUGAGAUCAGUUUUGACCCAGGAGACAUAAUUAUGAAUAUCGAAGAGGUGGAUGAAGGCUGGUGGAUUGGUGAGAUCAAUGGCAAUAGAGGACUUUUUCCUGCGAACUAUGUUGAAAUAAUCUAGCUAGCUACCGUUUCAGUGGAGCUGUUUUAUUUUACACCAGAUUGUAGAAAUUGUGUGUGUAGUAUACAUUCUAGUGAAUUAGUGGUGCAGUUUCCAGCACAUUUUUUUGUACAGUGUAGAAAAAUAACACUAAUUACCACAGUACAUUGGUAUAAUAAUUAUUUAACACAAUAAUAAAAUUUAUAUUUUAA
This is a messenger RNA of Halichondria panicea, 1800 nucleotides long. Its product is annotated as src substrate protein p85-like. Gene Ontology annotation, biological process: regulation of actin filament polymerization. Gene Ontology annotation, cellular component: cortical actin cytoskeleton; actin filament. Gene Ontology annotation, molecular function: actin filament binding. The coding region runs from base 125 to 1609 and encodes 494 amino acids. The record is from RefSeq and is a predicted model, not a curated record. Lineage: Eukaryota; Metazoa; Porifera; Demospongiae; Suberitida; Halichondriidae. The transcript has 15 exons.